CCUGUCUACGAAGCACCGAGUCUACUCCGGAGAGAUAAAAACCUCGGGCCUACCGAGAGUUACCGAUGGAUCUUUUUCUGUGUUUAUACCCGUUUCUUAUUUUUGUUUCAACACCCGCGCUGGCCUAAAUUUUCAAUCGAAAAGUUAACGUUGUCGCCUUCUAACCUAACAAAAUACUGACACACGAAAAAUGCAUACCGUGACCAUAUGAUAGAAACAUUAAUCGAAAGAAACUUGGAUCACCGUUGUACAGUAGUUUUACAAUAAGGAGUCCGACGAGGAAAAACAUUCGAUCUAAGCUAUGUUCCGAAUCUAACUUGGUUUUAGGAUCCGUCUAAGGUAAUACAAUCAGACAUAAGCCAGUGAUGUCUGUCCCUUCCUCGUCCUCUAAAGUGAAUGAUAAUAAACCAGGUGGUACAAGUCCAAGUCCUGUCGAGGGCAUAGAAGGUGUUCCAGGACCUAGUUCUUUAGAACCUAUGCAUUCUCUUUUAACACGAGAUGAAGAAUCAGAAGAUUACGGUGAAGAUGGCGAGGAGGAGGAGGAGGAGGAGGAGGAGGAGGAAGAGGAUGACACCAGCGGCGAGGAGAGCGAGGAGUUUAGUGACACGGGAAUAUUUUGCGAUGCAGAAUGUGAACCCGAGAUUGAAAGUAAUAAUUGUUCGUUGUCCACAUCGCAGCCACAGCCUCUUACCCCACGGGUGCCCAGUCCCAUUUUGCAUACCUGCGUGCCGUUGGAUGCCGUUCAACCUCAGAGAAAACGUAAAAGCGAAACCGAAUCGAGUUUACCGUGUAAAAAGCCUAAUCCUGAAGAUAAAUCCUAUUCGAUGAUCGUUAAGAAAUUGGAUGACAAGGCUAAACAUACACGAUGCGUGAUUCCAACGAAAGAUAAUCCUCCGCCAGAAAUGAGUAAUUGGCUCCUUCAGUUUCAGAGAUGGUCGAACGCGGAAAGAAUGCUAGCGAUAGACGAAUUGAUCGAGAGGUGUGAGCCGACGCAAGUGCGGCAUAUGAUGCAAGUGAUCGAGCCUCAGUUUCAGAGGGACUUUAUAUCGUUGUUGCCAAAAGAGUUGGCCCUGGCCGUGUUAGCUUUUCUAGAACCAAGGGAUCUCUUGAGGGCCGCGCAAACCUGCCGUAACUGGCGAUUUCUCGCCGACGACAAUCUGUUGUGGAAGGAGAAGUGCAGAGCAGCCGGGAUAGAAGACUUAAAAGAGUUGUCUCCGUCGAAAAAGAAGAGUUGUAGGAAUGCUGUUAACUCGUCGUGCCCGUGGAAACAAGCGUACAUGAGGCAGCACAAUAUAAAAAUGAACUGGAGGACGAAACCGAUCCGUACGCCGAAGGUUCUCAAGGGACACGACGAUCACGUGAUUACGUGCCUCCAGUUCUCCGGGAAUCGGAUAGUGAGCGGUUCUGACGACAACACGCUCAAAGUGUGGUCCGCCGUUACGGGAAAGUGUUUGAGAACGUUGGUCGGACAUACCGGUGGUGUAUGGUCUUCGCAAAUGUCUGGGAGCACUGUGAUUAGCGGUAGCACCGAUCGUACCUUGAAAGUAUGGAACGCAGAGACUGGCCAGUGCAUCCACACUCUUUACGGUCACACGUCGACGGUGAGGUGUAUGCAUCUACACGGUAACAAAGUAGUCAGUGGCAGUAGAGACGCUACGUUGAGGGUGUGGCAAGUGGAUACCGGCGAGUGCUUACACGUGCUUGUGGGUCAUUUGGCGGCUGUUAGAUGUGUGCAAUACGAUGGGAAAUUAGUGGUCAGUGGCGCCUACGACUACAUGGUUAAGGUUUGGAAUCCGGAACGCGAGGAGUGCCUUCAUACCUUACAAGGACAUACAAAUCGUGUUUAUUCCCUCCAAUUCGACGGUGUACAUGUUGUUAGCGGUUCCCUGGAUACGAGUAUAAGAGUGUGGGAGGUUGAAACCGGCGCAUGUAGACAUACAUUGAUGGGUCACCAGUCGCUCACCUCGGGGAUGGAGUUACGCAAUAAUAUUUUGGUAUCUGGAAACGCGGAUUCAACCGUUAAAGUAUGGGACAUUGUCAACGGUCACUGCCUUCAAACGUUGUCUGGUCCAAAUAAACAUCAGUCUGCUGUCACUUGCCUUCAAUUUAACAGUCAUUUUGUAAUUACUUCGUCCGACGACGGUACGGUCAAACUGUGGGACGUUAAAACUGGUGAUUUUAUAAGGAACUUGGUCGCCUUGGAGAGCGGUGGAAGUGGUGGUGUUGUGUGGAGGAUACGUGCGAGUGAUACAAAGCUGGUGUGCGCGGUGGGUAGCCGCAACGGCACGGAGGAGACCAAACUGCUGGUCCUCGACUUUGAUGUAGAGGUAAAAUAGUGUACUCUUCUGUGGACAAAACUGCCCUCCUCAAUGAAUUCUGUACAUAGUCCGAUUAGGUAGCGUAACCAAUCUAUUGUACAAUGGUUCAUGUAUUACAUGUGGUGUGAUUGUGAUAAGCAUGUAUGGGAAAGAUACGACGGGGAGAUCCAAGGACGAGGAUGGAUCGGUAGCUGUUUACAAAUGAUCUCCGAAGUGGUAGAGAACCUAUAAACUGAAGGCAUUAGUUAUAUUAAUUACGAAGUGUAUUCGUAAUAAUUCGUAAAGUGUAAUCGUGGUGUACAAAUACGAGAUUUCAAAGACUCAACAAAUUAACGGGUGGAACGAGGAGCUUAUCAGUGUACCACUGUAUCGCCGCUGUUAUCAAAUUCGACACGAAGUCCUAAUAAUUUAAAACGGAUGAUGAUUGCCCGCCAUGAACAUUGCAAUUACAUAACUAUUUGUACGGGCGCUUAGGAAAGUAUUUUUAAAUUACAGAGAAGAAGAAAGAUUUCGUACCGUAUUUCUCAGAGCAUAUACAUACGAAAAUAUUGCUUAAAGAAUCUCAGUGAUGAAAAUGAGGAAGGAUCCAGGGGGACGGUGAAAAAUUGAACAAACAAUCGAAACGAAUAACAAAUUUAGAUUUGACAAAACAAAAGAACUGCAUACCGAUAUAAAUGUUCUUUACACAAUAAGUUUUUCUCUCCGCCGUACCGUGUGGUACGGUUUAUUUAAAUUUUUCACUUACGUUGGUUAAAUUAAUUAUUAUGGGAAUUGUGCAUAAU
Molecule: messenger RNA, 3100 nt
Organism: Ceratina calcarata
Lineage: Eukaryota; Metazoa; Arthropoda; Insecta; Hymenoptera; Apidae
Gene: ago
Product: F-box and WD-40 domain protein 7
Exons: 9
Coding region: 366-2336 (656 amino acids)
Biological process (GO): ubiquitin recycling; proteasome-mediated ubiquitin-dependent protein catabolic process
Cellular component (GO): cytoplasm; nucleus
Molecular function (GO): ubiquitin binding
Source: RefSeq, a predicted model, not a curated record